This is a messenger RNA of Loxodonta africana (African savanna elephant), 2284 nucleotides long. RefSeq names its product olfactory receptor 56A4. The transcript has a single exon. Gene Ontology annotation, biological process: G protein-coupled receptor signaling pathway. Gene Ontology annotation, molecular function: olfactory receptor activity; G protein-coupled receptor activity. The record is from RefSeq and is a predicted model, not a curated record. Lineage: Eukaryota; Metazoa; Chordata; Mammalia; Proboscidea; Elephantidae. Gene Ontology annotation, cellular component: plasma membrane. The coding region runs from base 161 to 1102 and encodes 313 amino acids.
UGAUGAUGAUGAUGAUGAUUUUAAAAUAGCAUUGGGUCAAGCUAAGUACACCAAUGGACUCCAAGUUCCAGUACAUAUACAACACGUAUUUUCUGUGCUGAUAUACUUCUGUCCUAUAUUUAAAGGUACUCUGGAUUUCAGCUUGAUCAAGAUACUUUGCAUGGCAUCACCCAGCAACUCCUCCACUGGUUUAGUCUCUGAAUUCCUCCUCAUUUGCUUUCCUAACUAUGAAAGUUGGCAGCACUGGCUGUCCCUGCCCUUCAGCCUCCUCUUCCUCCUGGCCAUGGGGGCCAAUGCUACCCUCCUGAUCACCAUCUGGCUGGAUGCCUCCCUGCACGAGCCCAUGUACUACCUGCUCAGCCUCCUUUCCCUGCUAGACAUUGUGCUCUGCCUCACUGUCAUCCCUAAAGUCCUGGCCAUCUUCUGGUUUGACCUCAGGUCUAUCAGCUUUUCUGCCUGCUUCCUCCAGAUGUUCAUCAUGAACAGUUUCUUGACCAUGGAGUCCUGCACAUUCAUGGUCAUGGCCUAUGACCGCUAUGUGGCCAUCUGCCACCCCCUGCGGUACCCAUCCAUCAUCACUGACCAAUUUGUGUCUAGGGCUGCCAUCUUUGUUGUGGCCAGGAAUGCUCUCUUUUCUCUUCCUGUUCCCAUCCUCUCUGCCAGGCUAAGAUACUGUGAUGAGAAUAUCAUCAAAAACUGCAUUUGCACUAAUCUGUCUGUGUCCAAACUCUCUUGUGAUGACAUCACAUUUAAUCAACUCUAUCAAUUUGUGGCAGGUUGGACCCUGCUGGGCUCUGACCUUAUCCUUAUUAUUCUCUCCUACUCUUUCAUCCUGAAUGCUGUGCUCAGGAUCAAGGCUGAGGGAGCUAUGGCCAAGGCCCUGAGCACCUGUGGUUCCCACUUUAUCCUCAUCCUCUUCUUCAGCACAGUCCUCCUGGUUCUGGUCAUCACUAACCUGGCCAGAAAGAGAAUUCCCCUAGAUAUCCCCAUCCUGCUCAAUAUCCUGCACCAUCUCAUACCCCCAGCUCUGAACCCCGUUGUUUAUGGUGUGCGAACCAAAGAGAUAAAGCAAGGAAUCCAGAAGCUGCUGAGGAAGUUGUAAAAGGUAAAAAGGAUCAGACUCACCUUUGGAAUCAUUAAUAAAAGUAGGGAACUGUUUUUAUGUCAUAAAGGAACUGUCAGUUUUUAAUCCUAGAAUGAGUUCUGAUUCUGCUUUUUCCUCAGAUCUGUGGCAGUAAUGAAGACAUUCACUUAUGAACUUUUGUUUCGUAUUUUUUUAAAGGAAAUCUAUCUUUCCUGGAUUCUGUGGUUACCUGGAAAUUUUUUUUUUUUGACUUAAUUCCUGACAGAGGGCCUUGGCUAGCCUUAGCUAAAUGGAGCUUGACUAGAGGGGGAGUGUUUGACCAUUAAAGCAACAAUCUCCAACAAUCUGUCUCUUGUUUUACAAAGGACAUAGUUGCCUCUUUUGUCUCCUGGUUCAGGCUGCCAGAGUUCUGCCUGGCUUUUGUGCCAUGAGGGGAUUGCUUGCGCUGAAGUAAGGGUAGACAUUGAUGCCUAAACUUUAGCUCCUGGGCCUGAAUGCUUUGCCCUGAGCGCCCCCAACCCUCUUCUUUGGAAUCCUUGGCAGAUGUUCCAACCAUUGGCUCCUCGGAUCCUACCACCUAAAAAACCCAACCCGUUGCUGUCCAGUGGAUUCCAACUCAUAGCGAUCUUAUAGGACAUAGUAGAACUGCCUCAUAGUGUUUCCAAGAAGUGGUUGGUGGAUUCAAACUGCCAACCUUUUGGUUAGCAGCAGAGCUCUUAACCACUGCGUCAGACCUCUUAAAAAUUUCAGUCUAUGUCAUGUCUUUGCAAGGAAUAUUUCACAGCAGCAACCUGUCUCUUGUGGGAAGAAUAUUAAGACCUUCAAGUUCAUAAUUUUCUCAAGUAUCAUUUGAACAAUUUUCUCAAUUGAGGUAUUCUACUUUCCUCUGUAUUGAAGCUUAUCUUGUGCUGAAUGACUUGUAUUACAUUUAAUUUUUCUACAGUAUUAAAAAAAAAUUUUGUAUGUUACAGCAUCGAUCAUCUCCUCUUCUAUUACAGACUUUCUAUGUUUUGGCCCUAAUGUACUUUUAGACUUACCAAGGUCUCUUUGUUUUCCCUACCACUGCAGGAAAACCUGGUGGCCAAGUGGCUAAGUGCUAUGGCUGCUAGCGUAAAGGUUGGCAGUCUGAAUCCACCAGGUGCUCCUUGGAAACUCUAUGAGGCAGUUCUACUUUGUUCUAUAGGGUCGCUAUAAGUCGGA